GAAAGGUACUUGAAAAUUUUGGUGAACGUGUGGGGUUAAAUAAGUAACCAAUCACGUUUAAGACCAAACAACCAAUGUGUGGAUUACAUAAAUGCUGAAUGCUAGCUUCUUCUAUGGUGUAUCUUGUCACACUAAACAGACUUCUAAGGACUCAAAUUUCAAGCCUAUGACUUUGGACUUCGGACUUGACACGACUUGGACUUUCAAGUCCUUACUUUAGACUUGACUCGAGACUUACUUGUCUUGUGUGACUUGUUCCCACUUCUGACAAUUACUAUGGGUCUGCUUUUCUAAUCUUGAUGCUUUUUUAGCACAAGUCUAGAAUAAUCGCUACCAUUUUAACGUCAAUAUAAUUUACACGACAGACAUCAUCAUCAUCGAAAAUAUCAAACAUUGUGUAGAUAUACAGUAUUUCCAGCAGAUACUACAAUAUUAAGUAAAAAUGAAGGUGAAAUGAAAUAUAUAUACUCACCUAAAAGGCUGCUCUGUUUUGUUGUUUGUUUUGAGACUAGCCUGAUGCUAACAGCGCGGUCGUGCUGUUGUAUUUUAGCUUUCCAUUAGCAUUUAAUGGACAAAAACAGCCACUAAAUCACUAUACAUGCAUUUUAACCUUGCACUGCUAGCUUGCGUUUGCUAAUUCUGCUCACUCACCAAUCAGAAUCAUUUUCCUGCACUUCAAUGCAGGACUGAAAUCUGAUUGGAUGAAGGGUCUGUUUUGAACUUCUUUUGAACAACAAAGGUAAAUCACCAAUGUGUUACAUGCGCAUAUUAGCUUGUUAGCAUCUAGCUAAAUGUACAUCACAGCUAGAAUAAGUAUUAUUAAGUGUACUUGUAUAUAUCUGACUGUAUGUAUCGCCAGUAUUAUUUUGUGCUUGACAAAUCCUCAUUGUACAUACUGUAUAAUAAUUGCAUGUACUUUUUUUGUUACGUUUGUAUGGUAUUGCACUUCUGCAUGACAACUAAUACACUUAUUUUUUACCGUGGGCCCUUGGCAACAACAAUAAACGUACUGUUUUCAUGACCAUGGCAAAAGUGAGAGCCGUGCUUAUUCUCUUUAAUCAUGAAAGUUAAAGUCAGUAACAAUAAAGAACAAUGAUGACAUAUGUGAGUCACUAUAUCACAGUUACUGUGAAAGUGACAAAGCUAUUUAAAGCCCGACGCUUGACACUCGCACAUCUCUUUUUGAGUCACGUGACCUGUGUUGUGGUUUCUAUUUUCCUCCUAUUUCUGCAACAUUUCCUGUCCAUUGCACGAAAAUGGCAAGCCGCUCUGGAUCUGUGAUAUAUCCGGCACAUCGGAGGCCCUCCUCUCUGUUCAAAUGAGGAAGUGAGAAUGAAAGACUGGACUUGUGAAAGAUGAACAAAAAAAUCGUCAGUAAAUGUGACACUAGUUGAAGAGUACAUGCAAAACUUUUGAGGUCUUCGCUGCCGGACAGGAUGCAGAGUUGCCAGGCUUGGUGCCACGGCAAUAUAACUCGAUCCAAGACAGAGGAUCUCCUCUCCAAAGCAGGCAGAGAUGGAAGUUUCCUCAUUCGUGACAGCGAGUCCAUACAAGGAGCGUUUGCUCUGUGUGUUUUAUUCCAGAAAUGUGUGUACACAUAUAGAAUCCUGUCGAAUGAGGACAAGAAGCUCUCAGUCCAGGCAUCAGAGGGAGUUCCUAUCAGGUUCUUCUCCAUGCUGCCGGAACUGGUGGAGGCAUACCACAACCCCAACAUGGGCCUUGUCACGCACCUGCAGUAUGCCGUACAAAGGGAAGAGGAGCCAGAGGAGGAGCCAGAAUCCAAGAAUCCUCCACCACAGCUUCCGCCGAGAAACCUCCCCGCCAUCGAUGUGAAAGAAGGCCUGUCAGAUACCUUCCUCAUGAGGCUGCAGCACAUGGACAUGUCCAUGAUAGCGGAGGAGCAGCAAGUGCUCAUUCUGGACUACUUCAGGACCACGAUUUGUCUGGAUGCUGAACAAGCACAGAACGGGAACCUCAGCCUCCCUGGUCUCAAGAAGCUCACCAUGGCAAUCUGCAAGAAUCUAAACGGUGAAAUUUCCCGCGUCCUACCAGCUCUGGAGGCUUGCCAGAGAACGUUGGACCAACAGCUCUCACCAGGGAUUGGACCGCAUCCGAAACAAAUUUCUGCAGAUCCUGGCCACGCCGUGUCCUUCAGGCUUGAGCAACUGACCAAACUUCUCUACUCCAUAGAGGAUAAGGCUAAAAACGCUGUAUUUGAAUCUGUGGGCUAUGACGGAGGCCACAGAAAGUCCCUCAUCCCACCUGUUGUCUUUGAGGUCAAGCAAGAAUCUCUUGGAAUUCCUACAAAGAUGUUUAUGAAAGUGGACGUUGAGGGCGGUAAACUCCACUUCAAGAAGUUAAAGGACGGGCCCGACGACAAAUACUUUGUACACAAUAAAAUCAGGCAGUUGGUGAAAUCCCAGAAAAUGCAGGCCAAGCUUGUCAUCGUGGUGGAAACCGAGAAAGAGAAGAUCUUGCGCAAGGAGUUUGUCUUUGACAACGCAAAGAAAAGGGAAGGCUUCUGUCAGCUCCUUCAACAAAUGAAGAACAAACACUCGGAAAAACCUGAACCGGACAUGAUCACAGUGUUUGUCGGCACCUGGAACAUGGGAAACGCCAGCCCCCCCCACAACACAAACUCCUGGUUCCAGUGCAAAGGCCAAGGCAAGACACAGGAUGACACAGCCGAUCACAUCCCGCAUGAUAUUUAUGUCAUCGGCACCCAGGAGGACCCUCUGGGCGAGAGGGAGUGGGUGGACACGGUGAAGAGCGUCUUGAGGAACAUCACAAACAUCAGCUUCAAACAAGUCGCCAUUCACACGCUGUGGAACACCAGGAUUGUGGUGCUCGCCAAGCCCGAGCAUGAGAACAGGAUCUCUCACGUUUUCUCCGACAGCGUCAAAACAGGGAUAGCGAACACUUUGGGAAAUAAGGGUGCGGUGGGCGUGUCUUUCAUGUUCAACGGAACAUCCUUCGGAUUUGUCAACAGUCACUUGACUUCAGGAAGUGAGAAGAAACUCAGGCGUAACCAAAACUACUUGAAUAUUUUGCGAUUUUUGAAUCUGGGUGAUAAGAAGGUGAAUCCAUUCGACAUCACCCACCGCUUCACACACCUCUUCUGGCUGGGUGACCUCAACUAUCGCCUUGACUUGCCAAAUACGGAAGCCGAGUACAUUGUGUCAAAGAUCAAGCAGCAGCAGUACCAGGAACUCCUCUGUAGAGACCAGCUCACCAUGGAGAGGAACGACCAAAAGGUCUUCUUGCACUUUGCCGAGGAGGAGAUCACAUUUGCGCCGACGUACCGCUUUGAACGCUACACGCGUGACAAGUACGCCUACACAAAGGCCAAAGCCACCGGGACUAAAUAUAAUUUGCCGUCAUGGUGCGAUCGCAUCCUGUGGAAGUCCUACCCUCUGGUCCAUGUCGUCUGCCAGGCGUAUGGGUGCACUAACGACAUCAUGACAAGUGACCACUCACCGGUGUUUGCCUCAUUCGAAGUGGGAGUAGCCUCGCAGUUUGUCUCCAAGCGAGAUCCAGACAAUGCGCCUCAAGGCGGCAUACAGAUCAUGAACUGUAAGGCCACCCUGCUGACAAAGUCAAAGACCAAGUUCUUCAUAGAAUACCACUCCAGCUGCUUGGAAAAAACUGUUAGGACAUGUGAAGGCGAGAACACGGAACACUCGGACGGCUCCAUCAAAGUUUGGUUUGGCACCCAAGUCCAGCUCACUCCAAUCAUCUCGGACGCUGAGUACCUUUUGGACCAACACAUCCUCAUCUGUGUGAAGUCCACGGACUCGGACGAGUCGUACGGAGAGGGUUGUGUCGCACUGCGAGCUGCCCAGUUCUGCUACACCGAGUUCCAGGUAGCGCUCACGCACCACGGCGAGAACACGGGCGUCUUGACCGGCGGCAUUCAGCUGCACACCUCAGAAGGCAAACCCACUGAGAAGUUAUACGACUUCAUCAAAGUGGAGAGAGAUGACGCAAAGGGCAAAAGCGGCGAGCCUAACAAGACGUCGGCUGGCCAAGCGCACGACAUAUCCAACCCAAGUUACAUGGAAGUGUCCUACAGGAGCGACAAUGUGAUCGCCAAGGGUUGGAGCUACAGCUUGCCGCCCAAAACCCUGCCCAUCGCCAGGCAGCCCAGUAAAGACUCCAAGAAGAGUCCCACUGGCAAACCUGUAAAACCAGCGGAUGUGGAGGUGUCAAAGAUGUUUGACAAUCCACUUUACGGAUCCACGCGGACAUCUCCAAUCCAAGGCAAGGAUCAGGAAGCCUUACAGAAGAACCACCUUAUGCCCCCGGACCCCAUGUUUGGACCCAAGCUGCCAGAGGGUCCCCCGGUGCCCACCCCUCGCAGCCGCUCCUUCACCUGCUCCGAGUCCAAACCGGCUCUCCCGGCCGCCGUGGCCCAGUACAAGAAACCCGUGGUGCCGUCGCGCUCGCAGGGCUGCAUGCCGACCAGCCGGCCGCCGCUACCCGCCAAAGCUCGCCCGGGGCCUGCGGAGCUGCAGGCCCCCAAACCUAGAGACUACAGGGACAUCUCAGAACUCCCUGGCAAGCAGCAAGCACCAGCGAGGCCCGGAUUGACUCAGUCCCAAAAGGACCGUAAGGGAGACCACCUAUAGUUCUCAUAUCAGUUUGUCAACUUUGUUUGGAUCCUUUUCAAAUCACAAGCCAAUCAAAAGUCCAGUAGAAAGUUGAAAUAGUUGGGAAAAAACAGCUGCAAUUCUACAAGAAUAAAGUCAAAAUAUGAAGAGAAAAA
Molecule: messenger RNA, 4765 nt
Organism: Doryrhamphus excisus (bluestripe pipefish)
Lineage: Eukaryota; Metazoa; Chordata; Actinopteri; Syngnathiformes; Syngnathidae
Source: RefSeq, a predicted model, not a curated record